Messenger RNA from Pectinophora gossypiella (pink bollworm), 1913 nucleotides. RefSeq names its product kelch-like protein 30. Lineage: Eukaryota; Metazoa; Arthropoda; Insecta; Lepidoptera; Gelechiidae. Gene Ontology annotation, molecular function: protein binding. Bases 27 to 1763 code for a protein of 578 amino acids. The transcript has 4 exons. The record is from RefSeq and is a predicted model, not a curated record.
UUUUAAGUUGAAUAUUUUAACCAAACAUGGAAGAUGUAACAUUAUUAGUUGGAGGUCAAAAUUUCAAAGUAAACAAGGACGUGCUUAGCGAGCACAGCGAUUAUUUUCGUGCAAUGUUCAGUGGUAAUUUUAUGGAAAAUGAACAACAAGAAAUUGCUAUAGAUGUUGUAGAUGCUCAUUCAAUGGGGAUAAUAAUUCAAUACAUGCAAAUUGGUAUCAUUGACCUUUUUGAGUACUCCCUGUCUACUAUAGGCGACUUGGCAAUGGCAGCAAAUUUUCUACAAAUAACAGAACUAAUAAAACAAAUUGAAUAUACUUUAGAACUUCAAAUGUCUAUUUCCAAUUGGAUGGAGAUCAUGGCUAUAGCAGACAAUGCUUCUUAUUCAAAAUUGCAACAGCUGUGUGCAGCAUUUGGACUUCUUUCCUUUAGAAAUAUGAAAUCUGAAUAUGUACCAUCAAUACAUAAAUUGUUCUGGUAUCUGGCACACCCUUAUUUAGAUGCUGGCAAUGAGUUGGAUGUCUUUAGAUUUGGUUUCCAAUGGAUUACGCACAAAGAAACCGGUGCAGAUGCUCUGUUAAUAAUUUUAGGAUGUUUAGACAUGAAACGUCUAACAAUCAGUGAGUUAGUUGAAAUAAAGAAACUUAUAAAAGACUAUGAGGUCAGUUUAGCAGCAAAAGUAAUAGACUGUAUCCUAGAAUUAUUUAUUGGGAAUGUUGCUUUAACAAUACCUGAUAUAAGUGAACAAAAGUCAGUAUUGAGUGAAAAGUUUACAGAGAGGGUUUAUAAUGAGGUGAUCAAUUUGGUGAGAGAGAGUAGAAUUCGUACCCUUUGCUAUGAGCCAGCAGUUCCUAUUUGGAAAGUGAAAGAUGAAAAACCUGAGUUGACUCAUCAUUUCUUAUACACAUUUACUGUAAAAUCUGGUUUUGUACAAUGGUUAGAGGUGGCUGAGAAGAGUUUGUGGGGGUGGAGUGUUAUUGCUUGGGGUCCAAUGAAACUAGUAGCUGUGUGUGGUGAGUAUGGUAGGGGCACGGGGAUUUUCAUGAAAGAUGUCAAAGUGUACGACACUUUGAAGAAGGAGUGGAUUCAUCAUGGAGCCGACUUGCCUCCCCGAAGACACGGGGGCCUCGCCAUUGUUGAUGAUUCCUUGUAUAUUAUUGGAGGUGUAGGUGGGUUUAGGGUAGUUUUACAUACAGCAAUAAUUUACGACUUAAAACAAAGAACCUUUAGGAAAAUUGCAAAUCUGCCUGAUGCAAUCCAGAAUCCAGCAGUUUGUGCUCAUGAAGGCAAGGUCUAUGCUGCUGGACACAACAACAUUUAUCAGUACGAAGACCUAGGAGACAGGGACCGUUGGAUUAGAAUCAUUGGCACAGAUAUACGGAUGAGUUGUAUGGUGUCAUACAAUGGAUAUAUCUACUGUACACAGAAUUACUUUAGUUACUUGUACAGGUUUAAACCAGGUGUAGAUAAGAAAUUGAAUUUAAUAGCUUCAUUUGGUAAUCCGCCUGCUGCUAUUUGUAAUUUGGGUGAUAGACUAUUGUUUUUCACUAGGACCAUGUGUGGCCACUCCGAUGCAUUAGCAGUUGAAGAGUUUACUGGGACUGUAGCAGACGAGAAACCAAAGGUGAUAUGGGCCGAAUCUGAUACAGAAUCGAAAAUUAAUGACGUAGCAGGGUCUUGCAGUCUAGUGAUGACAAUGCCACCGGUCACCCAAAGCAUCUCACAGUAUCAUCGAAGAUAUCUUAUGAAGUAUAGUGAUCAAUAAAAUAGUACAUAUUUAUUUUUAAGUAUAAACAAAACAGCAAUAUAUUUUUAAUACAACAAAAAGAUUUUAGUCAAAUUUUUACUAAUUUUAUUAUUGUAUACUUUGAUUUAAGGAUAAAAAUAAAACUUCGUAAAUUGUUAUUCAUUUACA